AGCAAAAUCGACGGCGACGUGAUUUCAAACAGUGAAGUCGACUUGCCGCUGCCGCAUCGCAUCGCACCGCACACCGAAAUCGAAUCGGUAAUCGGAAAAAGCAAAAAGCAAAAAAAUCGGAUCGGAAUAGCCAGCGGUCAAGUUUUGUUUAUACAACCAACAACAACGACAUCGACGACAACAACAACUCCAACCACAACAACAAAAGUAAAACCACACCUUUUGCGAUGCGUUUGUUUUGCCGUCGCUAAAAGCCCGAGUUAUAAGUUGAUCAAUAUGAACAGCAGCAGCGAAAAAGAGGAAGAAACCGAAGACGUGUUCUAAUAAAAAUAAGAGAACAAAAAACCAAAACCCAAAAUUAAACAAAAAUAACUAAAGAGAAUAUCGAGAACAACAAAGAAAUCUCGUGCACACGCACUUCGGGUUGCAUGUGUGCGUGUGUGCAUCUGUGUGUGUGUGUGUGUGAGAAAGAGCAACUAAAACAGCAUCUACAACUACAACCACAAAACUGCAGCAACGCACCAACGCACACCAACACCAAUUCAGAUCUGCCGUGAAACUACUACUACUACUGCACCCGCCAAGGCAAGACUCUAUAUAUAUAUAUCUAAAUAAAUAUAUAUAAACAUAUAUUUAUUUAAUAUAUAUUCAACCCACUUCAGGAAGUCGGGCCACGUCCACGGCCCCCAAAGACCCAACGCACCUGAAACAUUUAUGCUGCAUCUAGUCGAAUGUAUCGUCAGAAGUCUACAGGUUAACAGGUGUUCCUAAGCCGCUUGAUGAAUAUUGGCCACGAAAAGCAUCCGCACUUUCAUCCGCAUCCUCAGCUGCAGUCCAGCAGUCGCGCCGCAGAAGCGGUCAGUCCGUCGAGGUCCUACCUGCCCAACCGCCACCCCCUGUCAGGCCAUGAGCGGCCACAAACCGCGCACCCCCACCAGCACCACCCCCCGCACCUGCCACAGCCGCCCGCCGACGAGCGGACAGGAGCGGACCGCGACCGCGACCGCGACCACGACCACCUGAGUUCCGAUUCCGGCCCGAUGGUGAUGACCCCCAGUCGCCGCAACUCGCCGCCCCUGCCGCCGCUGCCGCUGUCUCACCCCCACGCCCACGCCCACCCGCUGCCCCUGGCGCUCCCGCUGCGCCACCCUCUCGCCCUGAAUGCGGGCGCCGGCGGCCAGCAACACUCGCCGUCCCGCUCGCACUCCCACUCCAGCCAGACGCCGGCGCAGUCGAUGAGCGCCCACUUCUCGCAGCUGGCCCAUGCCCAGCUGCAUCUGCAGAGCCAGCUGCAGCAGAAAUUGUCCGCCAGCCGGAGCAGCGCUGGAUCCGGAUCCGGAUCCGGAUCCGUAGUUGAAGCAUCGCCGGACCAUCUGAAUCCGCUGAACCCUCUGAGCGACCUGCAGAACAUGCAGCCCUUUGACUUUCGAAAAAUCAGCUCGGCGGCGCUGGGCGCCUUCACCGGUCCGCUGCCGCUGCCCCCAAGUCCAACGGAGUUUGGGGGGCACCACCACCAGCAGCAUCAGCAGCAUCAGCAGCAUCAGCACCACCUGCACCGCAGCAACCAGUUCUUCAACGCAAUGGCCAUGGCCUACCACCUGCCGCCGCCGCCACCACCGCCCGAGUCGAGGUCACCACCACUGCCGCCGGGAGUGGCCCAGUACCCGCAUCAAGUAUCGGGAUCCGCUGCCGAGGAGUCCACCGGCAAGCGGGGCAGCGACAAGGGGUCCGUCUCGGGCUCCGCCCCCAACUCAGGCUCCAACUCCGGAGCGGGAUCGCAGCGCAUGACCCGUUUGGCGUUGUCCUCCAACAUGCGCGCCAGCCGGAAGACGCACUCGCCGGGCGGAAAUGGGGCAGCCGGAGGCGGUGGCGGAGUUGGGGGCGGGAAGCGCCAGUGGGGCUCCAUGCCGGCCAAUCUGGGCACCCAGUUCAUCAAUCCCGUCACGGGCAAGAAGCGGGUGCAGUGCAACGUCUGCCUGAAGACUUUCUGCGACAAGGGCGCCCUCAAGAUCCACUUCUCGGCGGUGCAUCUGCGCGAGAUGCACAAGUGCACCGUGGACGGAUGCAGCAUGAUGUUCAGCUCGCGCCGUUCGAGGAACCGGCACAGCGCCAACCCGAAUCCCAAGCUGCACUCGCCACACCUGCGGCGCAAGAUCUCGCCGCACGACGGCCGCAGUGCGCAGCCGCAUCCGCUACUGCUCCAGGCGCCCAAUGGACUCAUGGCCGGAUUGGCGCCUUUCGGCAGCUUCCCGCUGCUGACGCCGCCGCCGGACCUGCGCCACCACGCGAUGGGAUCGGGGACAGGGGGUGGCGGGGGCGGAGUCGGAGCCCUGGAGCUGAAACACGGUCAGGACUACCUGCAGCGGUCCUACUUGGACGCCGGUCGCUUCGAGGGACAGCGGCGCAAGCUGACGCUGGAAAACGAACACACCGAGGACGAGGACGACGACGAGAUCCUCGAGGUGGGCAUCCAUAUGGCCGGCGACGACGACGACGACGAGGCCGACGCCGACGAGGAGGACGACGACGAUGACCCCGAUGGCAUCGUGGUGGUGGGCGACGAGCUAGACAGCAUUCCGCUGGACCACGAGAACGACAAUGAGAACGACGAGAGCGACGAGCGCUCCACGUCGGCGGUGUCCAGUUUGAGUCAAACCAAAGAGCAACCCAGUCCCGGCAAGGCCGUUCAGUCCGGCCUUGAGGAGUGUCACACUCAUGCCCAUGUCUAUGCCCAUGCCCAAUCCCUUGGGCACUCCCAUGACCACGCCCAUGCCCAUGUCCAUGCCCAUGCCCAUGCCCAUGCCCAUGCCCAUGCCCAUGCCCAUGCCCUUGCCCAUGCCCAUGCCCAUGCCCAUGCCCAUGCCCAUGCCCAUGCCCAUGCCCAUGCCCAAGCCCAUGCCCAUGGUCAUGCCCAUGUCCAAGCCCAAGCCCAAGCCCAAGCCCAAGCCCAAGCCCAUGCCCAAGCCCAAGCCCAUGCCCAUGGCCAUGCCCACGCACAUGCCCUGGCCCAAAUGGCGGCCAAUAAACGAAAGCGCAAGAGCCAAAACCCAGUGCGUUGUCCGGUGCAAUCAGACGAGAACUCCGGUGAGAACUCAGUGGACUACGACGUGGCCGCUGAUCUGUCCAUAAAGAAGGUGCGUCUGCCCGCGCAGGCCGCCGCAUCUGCCAAAGAAACGGAGGUGGGCGAGUCAACCAAGUCGAUACCCUCGCCACCACUCACGCCGUACGGUGAUCUCAGGCCGGUGGGUCUCUUCAUCAAGACGGAGAAGGAACCGGAGCAGGAACCGGAGCAGGAACCGGAUCAGGAACCGGAUCAGGAACCGGAGCAGGAGCAGGAACCGGUGCAGGAGCCGGAUCCGGAACUCAAUCUGGAACAGGGUGAGGGUGGGGGAGAGGAGCAGGAAAUCCGGUCAGCUGGCAAGGCGGCGAAUGCAGAUGCGAAGGAGCAGGCCGUGGACACCACCCUGGAUCUUUCCCGGACAGCGGCCGCCAUUAAGCUGGAGCCCCUGGAAGAGGUUGGCUACGAGGCGGACGAGAAUCGCUAUGUGCGCAUCAAGCAGGAGCUAAUGGGUGGCGAUGAGUCCUUCGCGGGGGAGGAGGAGUCCAACGCCAAGACAGCCAGCCACAACAAUAACAAUGUGCGCAGGCAGAGUGGGAAUGGAUUGGGCUCUCAAGAGGCAGACGAGCGGGAAGCGGAAGCGGAAACGGAACCAGAACCGGAACCGGAACCGGAACCAGAGCCCGAACCGGAAACGGAGGUGCCCGAGGUGCCGAUUGAUCAGGAGAACCCGCUCAAGUGCACCGCCUGCGGUGAGAUAUUCCAGAACCACUUCCACCUGAAGACACACCAUCAGAGCGUGCACCUCAAGCUGCACCACAAGUGCAAUAUCGACGGCUGCAACGCCGCCUUUCCCUCGAAGCGCAGUCGCGAUCGCCACAGCUCCAACCUUAACUUGCACCGCAAGCUGCUGUCCACCAGCGACGACCACGUGCUGCUCCAUGGAGGACCCGGUCUGUCCACGGAUCCGCUGCUGGAGCUGAUGAGUCUCAAUUUAAACAACAACAAGGGUAGCGGCGGAGGCGGGGGGUUUGGCCACUCCACCUCAUCUGCCGGCGUAGGCGUGGGCGUGGGCGUGCCUCCGGCGGUUGGCAGCAUCCAGGCGGAGAUCCUCGCACGCAUCUGCGCCGGAGCCCAUGCCCACGGGCUAAAUGUGCCGCUCUGCUUCGAGGCGCUGCAGCACCGCUUUGCAGUCGGUCAUGGCCACGCCUACCCGCUGGUGGACGGAUCCGCCCCCAAUCCCCGCCUGCUGCAGCUCAGCAACGGUGGCUCCAAUCCGGCGCUCCUGUUCGCCGGACUACCGCGCAUGCCGCGCUUUCCCCAGCUGACGCCCCACAUGCUGGCCGCCGGAGCAGGUUCCGCCGGACUGGGGGGGCUGAGCCCCUUCUGUCGACGCACUUCCUCCGACUCGAACUCGCAGCACUCGGUCACGCCGCCACCGCCGGCGCCAAAGAGGUCCCGCUCGCGAUCACCAUCUCCGGACUGCAUCCAUCCGCAUCCGCAUCCGCAUUCCGUUGAGGCGGCAAUGGCAAUGGGCAUUGGCGUGGGCAUGGGCGUGGGCGUGGAGGAGGCGGGUCAGCGGCAGAGCCCCGAUCGCAUAUCAUGACCAUGUACCUCGUACUUUGCCAAGGCGUUGGCAUUUUAUCACUAAGAGCCCUUAUGUCAUGCAGCGCACACACUUUGAAAGUCAGAUGCAGAUAUAGAUAUACGAAUACAUAGAUGCAUUGCUCAUGCUCACGUCGAGGAUCGAGGAUCGAGUAUCGAAGGUCGAGGAUCAAUGAUAAGGAUGCCGCUCAUAAACACGAAAACACUUUCACUUAGGCUAAUGCUAAAAUAAAAUAUUAGAUGGAUCAACUAGCAUUUUUUUUCUAUACUUAAAUAUACAUACAAUAUAUAUAAAUACAUAUGUUUAUAUAUAUAUAUGUUUAUAUAUAUAUAUAUAUAUGAGCCCCUUUUUUUUUAAUUGUACUUAUGAAAACUGAUGUUUUGUGUACAAGUGUCGUGUUGUAGAGAAUUUAUAAAUUGCAAAGAAAUAACAAGUAAAUAACUAAUUAAAUAAAUAACGAUACAUAUUGUUAGUGAUACUCGAUUAUGUAAGUUAUAAUAGCCACUAAGCAGAGCCUAACUGGUAUCGUAAGAAUUUUUUUUUUUUAUUCUAACUAAAAACAUUAAGUGAGUUGUAUAUGAUAUGCCGAUGGCAGUGGCGAUGCAAAAGAAUGAGUCUGCAACGAGGGAAACGCUUGAUAGGAGGAAUCCAACAAAUUUAAUUGCAGGUUGCCCAGGAUCACUCAAAAAUCCUCAAGAUCCAAAUCGAUCCAGUUUUGUUGUAUUUUUUAUUACAAACAAAUCCUAAAGUAAUUAUGUAGUCGGUUAGUUAGUUCAGAAACAGUAACCAGACAAAUACCUUCAACUCAUAUUUAAGCUAUAUAUGUUUGCAAUAAAAUAU
Molecule: messenger RNA, 5504 nt
Organism: Drosophila gunungcola (fruit fly)
Lineage: Eukaryota; Metazoa; Arthropoda; Insecta; Diptera; Drosophilidae
Gene: disco-r
Exons: 5
Coding region: 780-4664 (1294 amino acids)
Biological process (GO): regulation of DNA-templated transcription
Cellular component (GO): nucleus
Source: RefSeq, a predicted model, not a curated record